Hydra vulgaris (swiftwater hydra) is the source of this 1876-nucleotide messenger RNA. RefSeq lists its product as uncharacterized. The record is from RefSeq and is a predicted model, not a curated record. NCBI's taxonomy places the organism in Eukaryota, Metazoa, Cnidaria, Hydrozoa, Anthoathecata, Hydridae.
CCAGUUAUUUUACGUUUUAUAACGUUGCACGAUUUGUUGUUGUUGAACAAAACAGCUGCUAGAAAAUUAAUUUUUCAUGAGAUCAGACAAUGUGAUUUGUAAUCUGAAUAAAAUUAGAAGAAUUAGAAUUUAAUAAUGAAAAGCUCUGUAGAUAAAUGGAAAUUAGGCGUUUUGAAAGUUAAAGCGAAGGAGUCUUCUUCUAUUUUAUGUAAUACUGACAAUGGAGGAGAGGCAAUAUUAAAUGGAAUUGUAGAUGAAACAAAAGAUAUGGAGAUUGCAAGUUAUUUAACUAGUCUAAAGAAGAAAACAAGUUUAAAAAACUUGUGGAGUGGUCAAACUUUUUAUGAUAUAGUUGAUGGAGACCAAACACCAGAUAUUUCUAGCGAAUCCGACUCGGAACUAAAUUUAAAAGUGAGCAAAAAUGUCCAUGAUUUAGGCAAUCUCCGUUUAGAUAGUGACGAAGAUGAAAUGCGAAUUAAUUAUAUGCGCGAAUUGAAAGAAGUUGAUGAAAAUAACAAUAUUGUAUCUUCUUCUGAAAGUUCUUACAAUGUCAUGGGUAAUAUACAUUAUGCUCAACUUGAAUUAGAUGAGGUUCAAUUGAGUGCAGAUAACAAACUUGAGAAUAAAAAUGAUUCUCUUGAUUUUUUCCCCGUUCUUCAUAAUUUACGUGAAAACAAUCCUAGUUCUGAUGAAAAUAGUACUUUAAUAGAUUAUGCUUCUGAAAUAUCAGAGGUAAUUUCAAAUUCAAAAGAAUAUAAAGAAGAAUAUAAAAAAGUUUCUCAUAGAUCGACUACAGAAAAUUUAUCAGAAAUAAACACUUCACAAAGUUUAAAUCGUUCAAUCUCCGAAUUAUCUUAUUCUAAAUCUUCUAGUUUUAAAACGAAGAAUGCAAAGAAAGUUUUCUCGAAAUCAUUAAUGUCCGAAGAUAAAUAUUCUGAAGUGAAACAAAAGGUAAAUGAUGAAACUUUGUCGAAAUCUUCUAAAACGGAGAAGUAUAAGUCGACUUUGUUACGGAAAAGUGAAUCGAAUUCAGAAGAUUCAAAUACACUCAACUCAAAUGUUUCUUAUAGCUCUCUACCCCCUUCAAAAUCAUCGUCUACUAGGUCAAAUACCCAUAAUUCAAAGGUUCCUCGUAAUUCAACUUCAUCAGUUUCCUCAAAAUCAUUAUCUACAAGUUCAAAAGUCUCUAAACACAAAAAAAGUCGUUCACAAAAAAGACAUACUGAAAAAAUAGGUCAGUCUAAAAACAUGGGUUCCCAGACUGAAUUUAGGACUGAUGAUAAAACAAAAGAGGUUUUAAGUUAUCUUUAUAGUUGGCAAUUGCCGCACUCGAGUAAUAUUGCCGCCCAUGUAAUGGAUGUAGAUACAAUUGAACUAUAUAGUAAUUUAAAUCCUGCCAUGCUUGCGGCAAAUGAUAUGAUGAAGUAUCACUUACAUUUAGUUCGCAUGCAUUUAAAUAAUAGUCGGCGCCUUUAUGAGUCGUACGCUAACGAAAAUAUUAACAACAAUUACAACUAUACAUCUGUUGAAGAAACAAUGGCUUACAUACAUCAAAACAGCCCUAAAGUCAUUUCCUAUGAACAAGCGCUAAAACAUGUAAAAUCAUCUUAUCGCCAAUAGUUAAAUACAUAUCGUCGGGGAUAGUGCAAAACCGCGUAACUGAUUGGAUAUUACCGCGUAUCUACAAUACAGAUAUUUUGCUGGAGAAGGUUAAAAGCUUAUAUUUCUUUUAUUUCAACAGAUUUUGGGUUAAUUUUAGUAUAAAGAGUAUUGUUCAUCUUUUUUGUAAUGUCAACAAUAGAUAUUUGGUGUUAAAAUUAUUAAUAUCCAAAUAUAGUAGCCAAUGCUAGUUACGCAGUUUGCACUAUCCCUAACG